UGCUCGGCACGAUUUAGUCUGCUCAGUCGUUGCCAUGGACCCGCCGGCCGACGUGGAACGCGACGCCGAGAAGGGCGAGGAACCUGGCGAGUUACCUGUGGAGCAGCGCGAGCCAAGAGAGGCUGAUGGUGCAGAUGAGGUCGAGAUCGAAGGUGAGAAGAAGCGCAAACGGCCAGGCUGCGCUGCGAGGCUAAAGAGCGUGGAGCAAUGCUUGGACCGGCUGCCCUUCCCGCCGGGCGUUCCUCCCCUGCGGUGUGUGCGGCAGCCGGGCUGUUGCCAACGCACAUGGGAGGCGAACCGAAGCUGCAGGCGUUGCGGGCGAUUGGGAUUUGGCAUUUUUGGCAACUUCAGGAAACUCCUGCUGUUCGUGUCCCUCACCCUCUCCACGGUUAGUGCGCUCCUGCGUGGCUUGCCAGCAGCAGCUCUCAGCACCGAUCGAGGAACUCUGAGUCAAUGGCCUUGGGCUUAUGGCGACUACAUUUGCCUGCAGCAGGAUAAAUGCAAUGGCCUUGAGGCGAAGAUCUACAUUGGCUUGGAGUCGCUCCUCGUGGAUUCGCGAAGCUUCAAUAUCUACAAGGCCAUCCCAUGGGCAGCCGAUGAUUGCGUCGAGAACUUGGAGUCCCUGGGCGCUGGCAGCUACUGCGCCGUGUGUCGCGACGCCUCGCGAGGAUGUGCGGCGAUGGCUUUCCUGUCCAUCGCAUGCAGCCUCUUCAACAUUUGGGCCGACCUCCAACGCAUGCGCGCGAGGAACGACCACAAUUGCAUCAAGACCGUUGCUAUUGUGAGCAACAUCCUGGGUGCGUUGCAGCUGCUCUUGGCGGUGUCCAUCUUCCAAGGCUUGUGCGUGGCAGAGUUCCCGCUGGAGGAUGCGGAUCAAACCUUUAGGAUUGACCUGGUCAUGGGUCGGGGAGGCGCCUUGAUCGCUAGCGCUUGUUCCAUCAACGUCUUCAACCUCGUAGUGCAUUGGCUGAUCCCUGUCCCAGAAGCCCGCUGGAACCCGAACGCAGAUGCCGAAGAUGACCCGGCCGCAGACUUGUGGCAACAGAAGAGCAUGUCCUCAGUGAUGCCGGAGGGCCGGCCGGGUGCCGUGAAGCGGGGCUGGACGGAUGAUCCCGCCAAGUUGCUGGUCCCGAUCCACAAGCCUGAGAAGAAGGAGGAGGUCAAGGAGGAGCCCAGGCUUUCGGUCAAUAGUGUCCCUCCCACCUGAGCGGCGAUAGCCUCUGGCCUGCCAAGGGGCAGCCGGGGCUGGUUGCGACGAACGAGAACACGAAGGAGGACCACGGACGCCCUGAACAGACACCGUGGGAGGGGGCCGACCGGGAGCCGAAGAGCGGGAGUCCCGGCGCUCGCGCCCCCGACCGGUGCAGGGGGGAAGGAGCGGUUUUGGGCGGUGGCGCAGUGAGAACUGCGACCUGCCAGGCGUUGGUGAUGUCUUGAGAAGAAGGUCCAAGGUCU
This is a messenger RNA of Durusdinium trenchii, 1455 nucleotides long. The record is from the annotation of a GenBank genome assembly. NCBI's taxonomy places the organism in Eukaryota, Dinophyceae, Suessiales, Symbiodiniaceae.